This is a messenger RNA of Aspergillus steynii IBT 23096, 2300 nucleotides long. RefSeq names its product C2H2-type zinc finger protein. The transcript is spliced from 7 exons. The record is from RefSeq and is a predicted model, not a curated record. NCBI's taxonomy places the organism in Eukaryota, Fungi, Ascomycota, Eurotiomycetes, Eurotiales, Aspergillaceae. Bases 67 to 2283 code for a protein of 738 amino acids. Gene Ontology annotation, molecular function: RNA polymerase II cis-regulatory region sequence-specific DNA binding; DNA-binding transcription factor activity, RNA polymerase II-specific; zinc ion binding. Gene Ontology annotation, biological process: DNA-templated transcription; regulation of transcription by RNA polymerase II. Gene Ontology annotation, cellular component: chromatin.
GUCAUUUCCAUCCUCUUGGUGCGCACCAAGUGAUCAUUCUGAUGUUGCAGAUACUCUUGACUAUCAAUGUCGACCCAUAUUAGCCCGAUAACCACACCAGUGGAGGGGAAGGAGUUCGCCUGUUCUUUUUGCCACCGGGAAUUUCGGCGCUUGGAGCAUUUGCAACGACACACGCGAAGACACACUCAUGAAAAACCGUUUAGCUGCUCCUGCGGCGCUGCUUUCUCCAGGCGGGACUUGUUAAGACGUCAUGAACGCAUGAUACACGGCCUCUUUAACAAUGCGUCACAGGAAUCGGCAAAUGGACCUAGACUGACAGAUCUACACGCCCAUUCUGCGGCCUAUAAUCAUCUUUCACCCCGCGGCCAGAGUAGUCGCUACAUUGAACAUCCUUCUAUUGGGCUCUCCCUACCAGCACAGUCCCGGGCUCGAGUCCACACAAGAGCCCAACAAGGUUCAGUAGCCGAAUCGACUCCUCUUCGUAGCCGUUUUGCAGAGCUCGAUCAAUUACUCGGAGCACAGGAUGAAAGUCUACUCGACGAAAGCCCCGACGAUAGUCGUCACAUCUCCGAGGGUGCUAAUUAUUAUGCUGGCUCGAUUAUUACUCCACCAGUGGAGGUAGACCUCCCAGUGAUUGCUGAUACCAACCGACAAAACAUACAACAUCCACAUCAGCAAGCUACGAUUCUUCCUGCCCCGCCAAUAGCUUUAGGAGCCCAAAUCGUGCCUCAUGUUUCUCACCCGAUUGUGACCGAAUAUCAUAGAGAUAGACUCCUUCAAGCACUAAACGAGUCAACGCCGCGGGGUGUUACUCUCCCCUCGAGUGAUGCUCUGACCCGGUUUCUAGCUGGUUAUUUCACUGGAUUCUAUCCCCACAUGCCCUUCACACAUGCCCCCACAUUCAAGGUUGAGUCAUGCUCAAUUGAAUUAUGCCUGGCUAUGUUUGCUCUUGGUGCCGCCAAUCGCUACGAAUACUCCUCCGCGGUUAAGCUCUUCUAUCUGUCGAAGGUCACACUCAUGGAUCGCCAGCGCCACCGGACAUGUGCCACAAUAGAGAGGUUGGCAGGUCGAGAAGAAAGCAACUCAGUUCCAGACAGAGACUAUCUCGAUGAGCUACGUUGUUUGCUCUGUCUGGGCUGGUUUUCCACAUGGCAAAAGGAAAAGGAUCUAAGGGAAGAGUCACUCAUGCUUCGUGGAGCUCUAGCCCAGACUCUAAGAUUGAGUGGCUUGGGGGAAAUGCCCCAUUCACAAGUGUCGUGGGAAACGUGGACCCGACAAGAAACAGCGAGGCGAACGAAAUUACUUGCGUUUUGCUUUUUGAAUAUCCAAAGCAUUGCAUUUGAUUUGCCGCCAAUCAUAUGGAGUCACGAAUUGAAUGUGCGGCUGCCAUGCGCCUGCCCAGAGUGGACCGCACCGGAUUCAACUACCUGGAACCUACUGAGAAACAAUAUUCCUUGUCAACAGGGUAACUUCCAGGAUGGCCUAGGCAGCCUGCUGAAGGGAGAGCAUGAACAUCCAGAACAUUUUGUCCCUACCCCGGUUGCCAACUAUGUGCUUUUACAUGGUUUGAUCCAAGGCAUUCUAUGGACUCCCACGUUUCCCAAGGUUAUGAGCCGCAUACCACCCGCUGACAAUGAAGCGCUGUUCAGAAAUGCCCUUCGCAGAUGGACGAUAUUCUGGCAACGGACCCCAGAGUCAAACCUGGAACCACUAGAUCCAAACGGUCCAUUACCAUUUACCUCUAGCUCUUUGUUAAGUCUUGCUUAUAUUCGUAAUUGCUCCUGCAUUACAGGCUUAAAAUCACGGAACCUUGAAUCCUGGGACAGUAUCGAUAUUGCCAAAACCCUUGAUGCAGCGCCGCCCGGUAAUCGGGAAUGGAACGAGUUACUGGCAGCGCAACAUGCUAGCCAUAUUUUAGCAAUAUUAACGAAGCUUGGUAUUCAAUAUGUGAAAAAUAAUCAGGCACUGGUUUGGAAUAUCGAAGCGGCAUUGUGUGGAUUUGAGUGUGCAAUUUUCCUAAGGAAAUGGCUGCGGGGGCUUGAAGCAAGUGUCGACGAUAAGCCAUUGUCUGAGCCGGAACAGCUGCUCCUACAUUGGAUUCAAGAUAUUAUGAGUGAAGGUCUUACAUCCAUAGGUCGUCAAGGCGAGGCAAGCAACCUGUCUCAGCUGAAUAUUCUGGCUGAUCGAGUUGUUGAGGUCUGGUCAGAUAUCAUGAGGGGUAAUUCUCCUUGGACAUUUAUCGGUAUGUUAGGGGAGGUUCUGGUCGAAUACAGGAGAGCUUGAAGCGGCUUAAUACUGAG